AUUCAGAAUCAAAUAAAUACCUCUUAAAGGUAUCUUUUGUAAGAUCUCUACAGAGAAAAAUAUCUACUAUUGAGAAUACUGAAGAUUCAGAAUCUAUUAUAUUUGUAGUUGAACAAAUAGAAGUCAUAGAUAGAAUAUUCUAUGUUAAUGUAAAAGAUAUCAAUUAUAUUAAUAUUAAAAAAAGAAUCUCUGAUACAGUUCAAUUACCAAACUCAAACAAUACUGAAAGUAGACCCUCUGCAAAAUGCAAAAGAACUAAAGAAUCUUAUGAAUAUCUACUAGAAAUAGAAAAUACUAACUUUACUAUUAAUUGUAAACUUGAAACAAAUAAUAAUUUAACCAAAAAUACCAAACUGCAAAAAAAUCAAAAAACUUCUACUUGCAAUCAAAGAAAAGGUAAAAAACAGCUAACACAAAAUAUUGAAACUCCUCAAAAUUUAGACCAAGAAAUUGUUAAUUCUGAUAAAAAAUAA
This is a messenger RNA of Scutellospora calospora, 473 nucleotides long. Lineage: Eukaryota; Fungi; Glomeromycota; Glomeromycetes; Diversisporales; Gigasporaceae. The record is from the annotation of a GenBank genome assembly.